AUGGAGAGGGAAAUUUUAAAAAAACUGGAUUUCAGGCUGGAGUAUCCCUUGUCAAUUCAUUAUUUGAGGAGUUACGGUAAGAUUGCUGGGAUGCAGAGUAUACAUCACGUUUUAGCUGAAUAUUUAUUGGAGCUGGCACUUUUGAAGUAUGGAAUGAGCUAUGUGAAGCCUUCACUGCAAGCCUCUGCGGCUUGUUGUUUAUCAAUGGGAAUUUUGGAUGACGUUAUGAACUUGUCAAAUCUGUGGAUAUCUACGCUCAGUUACUAUACGGGGUACGAUUAUGCUAAGUUGGAAGAUGUUAUAGUGGGCUUCGCUAACAUUCUGGUUGAAAAUCACUCUUCCAGUUUGCAAACUGUUAGAAGGAAGUACGCUGGCUCAAACUGCGCGAAUAUAAGUUUGAAUCCGUUGUUGAAGGUAACUCUUGUUAGAAAGCUCGCCAACGGGACGUCGAACAGCUGGUUAUGGUGA
Molecule: messenger RNA, 468 nt
Organism: Leptinotarsa decemlineata (Colorado potato beetle)
Lineage: Eukaryota; Metazoa; Arthropoda; Insecta; Coleoptera; Chrysomelidae
Source: RefSeq, a predicted model, not a curated record